Molecule: messenger RNA, 1653 nt
Organism: Metarhizium robertsii ARSEF 23
Lineage: Eukaryota; Fungi; Ascomycota; Sordariomycetes; Hypocreales; Clavicipitaceae
Product: Ribonuclease H domain protein
Exons: 3
Coding region: 1-1653 (550 amino acids)
Molecular function (GO): zinc ion binding; nucleic acid binding
Source: RefSeq, a predicted model, not a curated record
AUGACUAUUGCCGAGGGACAAGCACUUCAGGAUCAGAAAGAUGUGGAAGAGCAGAUAAUGCAAGAAAAUCGGCAGACGAGAGGUCGGAAGGCAAGUGAUGGAAGGAAAAUUCGGCGAUGUGGUGUGUGCGGCCAGUCCGGCCAUAAUGCGCGAACUUGUCAGAUGGAUGGUUCGCCAGCAUCUCCGAUCCUCUUCCUUCUCUGUACCGAGCCCAUUUACAAGCUAGGCUUCCAGCUAGGACGGUUUGGCUACGCGGACGACACCGCCAUCCUCGGGACCGGCCGGACUCUGAGAGAGACAGCAAAGCUCGCGACGGCUGAUGUGCGGGAACUCAUCUCCUGGGGUGCGGCGAAUGGCAUCACCUUUGACCCCGAAAAGACAGAAGUGAUGCACUUCAGCCACAAGAAGGACGACACGAGCCCGUCGGUAACACACGGCGGUAUUGCCAAGGUUCCAGCAGAAGCGAUCCGCUGGUUAGGGAUCUGGCUGGACAAGAAGCUGACCUUCCGAACACACAUCGAGAAGUGGGCGGCUAAGGUGAAAAAGGUGGCAGGCCACCUACACGGCCUCUGCAAUACGAAGCAUGGCCCUCUCCCGGUCGCAGUCAGGCGGGCGGUCGAGGCAUGUGUCGAGCCCAUCCUGCUGUAUGGCAUGGAAGCUUGGUAUACCGGCACUGAGAGCUACACGGCUUGGCACGGCACGAAGAAAGUUCGGCCUCAGAUUCAGCACCUGGUCGACAAGCUCGACCCCGUCCUCCGCCGGGCCAUUCGGGCCAUCCUCCCCGUGUGGAAGACCACGCCGGUUCCGAUAUACCAUCAGGAGAGCGGUAUCCCUCCCGUGCCCUUGCUUCUUGAGGCCCGACGCAUUCGAUUUGCAGCACGCCUGAAAUCCCUGGACUUGGCCCAUCCGCUGGCCCAGCGUACAGACCUGACACCGAUCGUACGCGCCGUCAAACGGUCCUGCCAAGUAAGAGGAGGCGGCUUUAAGACUCGACUGGAGCGGACGGCCUUGCUCCUUUGCUCCUUCCCGAUUGUCCCCGACCGACCCUGGUCCAAGCCGACGAAGAAUAAGGAUGAGUCGGCGGCAGAUUUUCUCAAGUGGCUCGAGGGAAGUUCUUCCGACGAGCUCGUCGUCUACUCAGACGGCUCCCAGCUCCCAGGCGGGGCCACAGGAUACGGAUACGCAGUCCACCAAAACAGUGUGACCAUCUGCGAAGGAUCUGGGCGCCUUGGCCCCGCUAGUUGGCGCGCUCGAAGGCCUCCGCGCUGCCGUCAAGAUCCCCGACGCAUCGGACAACCCGAUCGUGGUCUGCUUAGACAAUCUAGCUGCGGCCACCUGCCUCCGAGGCACAGCAUCGGAUUCAUCCCAAUCGGCCUUCGUCAAGUUCCAAGAGAUCACCGCCGCACAUGGCUCCAUCCACGUUCGCUGGAUACCGGGCCACCCCGACAUCCCGGGCAACGAGCAAGCCGACUCACUCGCGAAUGCAGGCUGUGCCCUCCCAGAACCCCCAGACGCCAAACCAACCCUCGCGUACAUCCGCAGGGUGGCCAAGAAACAAACCAAGGAAGCAUUUCAGAACGGCCAAGAAACAAACCAAGGAAGCAUUCCAGGCGUGGUGGCAAGAACAUAUGCCGGAGAAGUACAAAGAGCUGA